CGAGAAGACAAAUCAAGUUUCGAAGAAAAACAUAUAAAAAUGGUACGUAUUUCAAUAUUUUAAUACGCAAGAAUUGUGUUGUAAUAUAGUAUUUCAAAAAGUUGACAGUUUAUUAGAACAAUAAUGUCUUGAUAUAAAUAUCUCAUAUUUUUAUGCUUGUCCAUGGUGGCCAAGGUUAUAAAGUGAAGCCAAAUAAAUAGAGAAUGAUACAUGGGUGCUUGGAAAUACCAGAUAAUCUGGUAUUUCCAAGCACCCAUGUAUUUUUCUGUUUAUUCUUCUGCCCUUUCAUAUUUAUAUUAUAUAAUAAAAAGGAAUAUGAAUCUUAUCAGGCCUCUAACCUGUGUGUUGUUGUUGAGGUAAGGCCAUAUAAAAAAAAAUAGUUGGUUAGCGUCCUUAGCUUUUGCCAAAAAGUGGGCGGGCGGGUGCUUUUUUUUUCAUUUUUACUAAUUUUUAACGCCUUGGUUUUACUCACUGUUAGGUCCGAAACUGGAUUUUCUUGCUCAGUACAGAUAUUUUUUUAUAUAUUUCAAAAUAUAAUUCAUACCGUCAUUUUCGCACGCAAUUUCGCAAACUAUUAACACAAUUGACUACAGUCAACAGAAAUACUACAUAUAUUAGAGCCAGUUGAUCAAUAAAAGUCUUUUUUUUAAAUAAAAAAAUUUAAAAAAUCCUGAGCGGGGCCUUUUUUGUGGGCGGGCGGGGACGCUAACCAACUAUUUUUUUUAUGUGGCCUAACAGACUGAAACAAUGAUGAAAAGUUUGGCCAGGAGUGUAGCGAAGGGCGUGCUGCUUCCCUCCUCCAAAAGAUGAAGCUAUCAACAAAAUCAGUGUGCUUAUGCAUUUUGCAUUAGUUGCCUAUUCCUUAACAAUUAUGAUAACAUAUCAUUGAUCAUGCACCAAUUACAUAACCAUGCCCAUUUUGUUGGCAAAAGUGAGCUGCCUGCACCCCCCCCCCCACCCCACCCCCCAAUGCAAUGGUGGAUACUCCUUUGCCAAUUGUUCUACAACAACUAUGUCACUAUGUCCACAACUUAGACCUGUGGAGACUCUAUACAGCACUCUUCACUGAGAGUUGUUGGGCGUUUACCUUGCCAUCUAUUAUGUUUGUUGGUUGUCAAAGGUCAUGUAUUCCACGUGUACACAGACCACAAACCUUUGACUAGACUGCGAGCAGUCCCUCCUUUCCACAGGUUUAGCUUCCCGGGCAUGCGAGGGGAAAGUACAAAGGAGGGACUGCUGACAACACAUCAAGAAACGAAAUACGCCCACUUUUCGCUCUUGUCAAGUUGGCUCUGCCUUUGAAUAAACAUUACUUAUAUCCAAUUAAAUCUAUCCAAAAGGAACCGUUCAUGUCAUGUUUAUUUAUAAAAUAAACAUUCAGUCUGGAAAUUAUUUAUAGCGUAAUUACUACAUAUCCAACCUCGUACCCAUGGUAUUUUGCUUCCCACUCAGCGAAAUCCAUUUUUGCUGAGUGGGAAGCAAAAUGCCCUGGGUACAAGGUUGCUACAUAUCAGAUUUGAUUGAUAGGCAUAUCGAUUUUGACCAAUGGGAAUUUUUGCGUUGUGUGGACAACGCGUAUUCCGUUUUUUGAUGUGUUGUCGGCAGUCCCUCCUUUCUCCCGAGGGACUGCUCGCGGUCUAAUCUUUAACCUUAAAUUGCCAUUUCCAAUACCUCAACCCAACGCUUCCCUCGCCAAAUCCAUCACUUAAGCCCUAAUGAAACGAGAAUGAGAGUUUGAGAGUUGAAAAGCAAUAGUUUACAUGAAAGUUUUCUCAACUCUCACGGCCCGGUCAAACGAGAACAAGAGUUGCGUGAGAGUUGAUGAGAGUUGACUGGAUAUUACCGCGCGCUUAGCGAAAACUUUCGUCAACACUCAUCAAAAUUUGAGUCAGUUCAAAGUUGAUAAGAGUGCAAGAGAGUUGAUGAGAGUUGACUGGAUAUUACCGCGCGCUUAGCGAAAACUUUCGUCAACACUCAUCAAAAUUUAAACCAGAUUAAAGUUGAUAAGAGUGCAAGAGAGUUGAUGAGAGUUGACUGGAUAUUACCGCGCGCUUAGCGAAAACUUUCGUCAACACUCAUCAAAAUUCGAGUCAGUUCAAAGUUGAUAAGAGUUGCGUGAGAGUUGAUGAGAGUUGACUGGAUAUUACCGCGCGCUUAGCGAAAACUUUCGUCAACACUCAUCAAAAUUUGAACCACUAUGAGAUCAAAGUUGAUAAGAGUGCAAGAGAGUUGGCGGUUAAACACGAGCAAGAGUUGUAAUUUUCAUCAACUCUCAACCUCGUUUGACCGAGGCUUUAGUAUUUAUUUCUGUCCGACCGUGUUGCUCAGUUUAAGUCCAAUCUUUGGUAGUCUCUCAUGGAUUUUCAGGGUAUAAAACGUAACAGAACUACUGCAUACCAUUAUUAUCGAGAGCUUCCAUCGCCAAUUGAAAGCAUCACUCAUGGCGCGUUCAAACGUCCAAAUUGGCACGAUGAAUUGCCAAUUGUGAUGCUUGGGAUAAGGACCUUAUUGAAAGAUGACCUUGAAUGCAGUUCCACCGAACGGAUCUCAGGGCCGUAGCAACCGGGGGGGCUGGGGGGCUGCAGCCCCCCCCCCCAAUAAUUUGCUAAUAGUCAUUCUUUUUUCAAAAUCAUGCAAACUUUAUCAUUUAAUCUGUGACAAACUGCAAAGAAUGAAGAUAUUACUCAUACUCCAGAUCGUUCCUCGCGUAGAAAUUUUAGCUGAAUUUCUGUCGCGCAUUUUCAAGAAAAUCCCACAAAAUCUGCACAUUUUUGAUGAACUAAUGAUUUAUUUUGUCUUUUGCGUGUUGGGUCUUGCGAAAGAAAACUCUGAAAAUGCCAUUUCAGACCAUCUAGAGACUCCAGAUUUUCGAAAUUUUCUCAAAUGUUCUGCCUUCAUUUCCGCGCAACUGCCAUUUACGACGAAAAUUCCCGCCGCGCAUUUAUAAUGCUACAGUCUGGCCCAUACUUUCCUGUAAAUUUCGACAUACUAAAACGCUGUUUUCUGACUAUCAGAAUUCUGUUAAAUCUUCCCCCAAAGUCCAGGAAAUGGCAUUUUAGAGACUCUAAAUUUAAAAAUUUCCUCGGGCCUUCGGCCCUCGCUUUCAGCCCCCCCAGUCGAAAAGAGCUUCCUAUGGCCCUGGAUCUAUAAACAACCCAACGUUGCUCCUUGGCUGACUGUGAGACGUGAAACAACGCCCACUUCAAACGCAACAUCAUGGAAAGCGUUUGUGCCUGACGCUUUAAAACAUGCUACGUAUGUGUCCGUCAUGAUGCGCUUAAAACGACCUUAUGAUGGACCCUGGAAUGAAAAAGAUAGAAUGGACGCCACGGCAAAGUGAAUCAAUCGACAGCCUUAAUACAGCAUUUCUAGACCUGGCGCAAAGAGAGCGACUGUCUCAACCUCUGUAGUCUAUAGGACUUCCUGUACCGAUGACUCCAAUACCACUAACAAGAACAUGGUCUCGUCCUGCAUUGAACUUACUAGUUCGGCUACGCCCUGGGGGAAGAGUAUAAUUGUAGUUAGAGGCUACUCCAUGGACAGUCUUAAUUAAGAAAUAUCCUGACAUUAGGGAAUUACUAUUUAUGUUGUUAUUUUGUUCAACUUCGGCUUAUCCAGAUGAUAUUGUAUUUUUGAGUUGGAUCCAGGCUCAUCUGAAAGAAUGGGUGCAUAAUUUUGCAGCAAGGCCAAGCUGUAGAUUUCUUACACUUCUUCAAAUGUUAUCAAAAUGUCAUCAAUGGUGAAAAUAAUUUCAGUAUGGACUGGUUGAUCCUUGAAGCAAACUUAUUCUGGGAAUACACACUCCUCUCGGCCAGCAAAUUUGCCAAUAAGCACAUAUUGAAAUUUUAGAUAACUUCCCGCAUGAAAAUUAGGGAUGAUUGGGAAUUGGGAUGAACUGGCCAUAUUCACCCAUUACACAGAAAGAAUAAACCUAGCAUUUUAUUGUCCAGAUAACCGUACAGAAUAUUAACCGAUGAUGAGCCCUGUUACACUCGUUUUCUUUGCAAAAAUCCGAGCUUAACACUGAUUGCAAUUGUUCGUGUAAUGAUUCGCCAAUGUACAGUAACCACAUUCAAGAAGUUGCUUGAUGAAGGGUGCAACUUGUGCCUGAGAAUAUUUUUAAAUCUACGGAUGUUAUGCUUGACUGUUUGUAAUCAUGAUAAUGAUCGUUACGUUUUUCUUCUAUUUUCCAGGCGGAACGGAAACAGGUUAAUAAGUACUAUCCUCCCGACUGGGACCCAUCCAAGGUACAGUAACAAUUGACACAGAAAAUAUAAAAUGUUCAUUUUACAAAUUUAACUAUAUAUGCAAGGUAAACAGUCCUCUUGUUGUUGUAAAAAUCUAUGAUGAGUUAUUUAUUGAUUCGUCGAUUUUGCAAAACAUAGUUAUAGAAUUGUGUUGUGAAAACAUACACUGUAACAAUAUAUUGGUUAAAACAACCACCAAAUUGGUUAUCUCAGAUUCAAAAUGAAGCGUAAGCUUAGAAUUCCAACGUGUCUAGCGAAUUCUUCAACAGAAGAAUUAGUAAGAACAUACAGAUAAACACGUUUAUAGCAAAGCUACAAAGGCAAUAAUUUGAAAUAUCCUAUUGCAAAAUAUCCAUGAAACGUGUUCUAACUAAUAUAUGAAAUAUUUUCAGGGUUCUGUCAACAAACAUGUUGGCCAACAUCCUCUUCAUGAAAGAGCUAGAAAGCAUUCUCAAGGAAUUUUGAUUAUCAGGUAAGCAUUUCCUUAUAUACUCUAAUGUUUUGUACUGUACUUUGUGUUAAACUGUAACCAACUUUAUUACUACUGAAUAUGCAUCUAGCAGUUCUGAAGUGCACUCCCAAGAGGUCCUAUAAGGGCUACAAUCUCGUAAGGCCAAUCACACGACACACGAUUAGUCGUAUACGAUUCUUAUUCUGGCGAACGUAAUGGAAUAACAACGCCUUAACACUUUUCACCUUUAACUGAUUGAAGAGGAAUUGUAGCGUGAGCAAUAAUUUUCAUACGGCAGAAUUACAAUCUUAUAUGACAAACCAACAACAACCAAGGUCAUCGCAUGCUUCGUACCACUAAUGGAGGAGGUGGACGAGAGCCGUGCUCAGGCCUUAAAAUAUCUUUUACAGGGCCGUCUGACAAAAUGUCCGGUGACGUUGAGUUUGGGUCGGACAUAUGUCCGAUGACCUUCAGUUCAGUUUUGGCUCGGAAAUAAGUCUGAAUGACACAAAUGAAUAAACGGUAAAUGUUGUAAAGAUAUUAAAUAAUUUGUUUCUUUCAUAUUUAUUUCCAAGCCAAAAUUAGCUUGCUUGCCAGAGCAGCAGUGUUAAAAAAGACUUCGACAACUUAAGCCCGUUUUCCACUUCACCAUUUCGCUCGCUGCCCCGCGCUCGACUACGUUAAAACAACAUUUCCAGUUCACCUUUUAUACAAUAGUACUUUGAUUUUCCAUUUAACAUUUUGAUUUACGUCGGACAAAGCUACAGUUCGGUCGGUCGGACAAACAGUAAACCUCAGUUUCACUUUGGUCGGACAGAAUGUCCGGUGGUUUCCUCUCUACGUCGGACAAUUUCACGAAUGGGUCGGACAAUGUCGGUGACCGACCGAUAUUUUAAGGCCUGGCCGUGUUUGCGCUUGAACCUCGUAGAUCGAGGGUCGAUCUUUCCAGCGAUUGAUUGGAAAAGCCAACGGUAAGGAAACGACUCCAAAAUUUUGCUAAUAAUGGCUGUGAAGGAGAUGGGACGAAAGUCUGAGUCGAUGUCUUGAGCGGGGGAAGAUUUGGGUACUGGCGAAACGUUAGCUGAUUUCCACAAGGAAGGGACAAAGCCUUGACGGAGGGACAGAUUGAAAAUGAAGGUUAGUGGGCGACACAAAGUGGAUGCGUUUUCACGAAGAAACCACGCCGACAUUUCGUCGGGACCAGCAGUGGAGUGGGGUUUAGUUGAAAGUAAUGCUCCUUCGGUAUCUUCAACGGAUAUGAUGAAUUCGGAUGGAUAAACGUCAACGGGAAGUGGAGUCCAAUCAAGUGGAAGGGUCGACCCAACAGAAACGAAUUUGUCGUUGAACAGGUCAGCUAAUUCUUCACCUUGGUAGGGACGAUUAUUAUACAUCAACGUUUUAGGAUUUCUAGACGAAGAAAGACCUGCGAUCUUUUUUACCGCUGACCACCAUUUUUUCGGGUUGGAUUGUUGGACGUCAGCAAUGUUCCUUCUGUAGUAGGAGUUACGAGCUGCGUUUACAUUUAGCAUUCACCAUAGAUUUAAUUUCUGACGUAAUCCACGGCUUGUCACUAGAGUCGACCGUCACUCGGUUGAAGGAGAGGUACUUCUCAAUGAUCUCGUUGACGGUGUCAGUAAAGAAGAUAAACUGCUCGUUGCAGGAUUGCAUGUGGUACAAUGGAGACCAGUUAACUUGGCACAACUUUUCUCUGAUUAGAAGGUCGGUUAGAAGGUCGUGCGUCUCUCACGAGACGGGAGGAUCUUGAGUUGGAGUUCGCGUAGGACAUAAUUACAUGAAUGGAUUCAGAACUAUUGAAUUGUGAUCGGAGGAACCGAGAGGAGCAACAACGUUAGGGGUGUCGUAAUGCUUUGAGAUGUUGGUAAGUACUUUGUCUAAAAUAUUGUUACCUCUUGUGGCUUGGUUGACAAUUUGCUUGAGGUUAAAGGAGGAGCAUAACCAUUGAUGUUUGAACUGAUUGAAAUCGCCAGUUAAAAUAAUACCAGAAUUUGGGUGGGAGAAAGAAUGGAGUCAAGAUUGUCUGUAAUACGAGUUUGUAAAUCGAUGUCAUCGCUUCCAGGUGGUUAUCAAAUAUACGUGCUUCGGUGCUUGUUUAAACAAUGUUUUGUAGAAAGUAAAACCGUUUUUUCGGUCCAUACUAAAAAACCUCGGUCUGAUAUUUCACAGUACAGACCUCACGCUCGGUCAAUAAGCCGUUAUUAGUAACCGUAGAACGCUAGUCUACUGUACAUUUUGUAGGAUCCUUAGUUUAAUUCUUGUUUAAUCCUUGUUUAAUCCUUGUUUGGAGUUUAGAAUGUUCCUUAGACUCUUUUACUUACAGUAACUCGUUUUAACAAACUAAGAAUUCACAAGAUUUCUUUGUUGACAUUUUAGUUGUACCACCUGGCUCGAUAGACCUCCUUAAAAGACUGCCAGGUGUUGAAACAGUGGAAGUCACUGCUAAAUACCCGACUGUUGAAGGUGGGCAUUAAAAUUAUUGCAAAGCAUAUCCCCCCCCCCCUCCCCAGUACAAUGUUGUGCUUAUAUUGUCAGUGGUAAACGUGCAAGGUGUUACACAACAUUACACCGGGAAAGGGGGAGGUCUGGAUAUGAAAUUGGGAAUACAAUGCGCAUGUAUGUAUCUGUAAAUCAGAAAUGUAGUUUAGGGCGUUGGUAUUGGAUUUGCAAGGAUUUUUGACCAGGAUUGCUGGCGAAACAUCAAUGAAAUCAGAACGUUUAACAAUGAAAAAAAAGCGUACUGUAUAGUAUAGAAUUGUAAAUGUUGUCGAUAUAUGUACAUUUUGAAUAGUGACUCUAUUUAGUGGAUUUUUCACUCCGUUAAUCGUG
This is a messenger RNA of Paramuricea clavata, 7542 nucleotides long. The record is from the annotation of a GenBank genome assembly. NCBI's taxonomy places the organism in Eukaryota, Metazoa, Cnidaria, Anthozoa, Malacalcyonacea, Plexauridae.